Pungitius pungitius (ninespine stickleback) is the source of this 1563-nucleotide messenger RNA. RefSeq lists its product as uncharacterized. Lineage: Eukaryota; Metazoa; Chordata; Actinopteri; Perciformes; Gasterosteidae. The record is from RefSeq and is a predicted model, not a curated record.
UUUCCCCUAACCGAUAUGACACCGCCGACGGAGCCAAGUGCGCGUAAAGUAGCCCGCUCCUCCUCCUCGUCAUUUGGCUCCAGAUAUAAACACAGAGCGGCUCUCUGUCCGCUCCUCAGUCUCUCAACCAGCAGACAGCUUGCUCCAACUGGCCGAAAAUCACAACGAGAGCAGGAGGGGACGGUCUCUGGAAUUUCCCCCAGGAUGGAGGAUUCUCCAUCCAAGCGAUCUGUGGCUGAGCUGGCUGGAAGGUUCAAAGGUCACAGUGUACCAAUGCCUACCCCAAAUGACGAGUUGCGAUUUCGAAGAAGACCUCCCUGUUCCCUAAAGUUACAGAACCAACCAGAUGAAAGUGACUCAGAUAAAACUAUUGUCUCACCAAAUCCCUUCAAGAUGAAGAUGAAGAACUCCUCCAUGAUUGAGAAAAUCCAGGCCGACCUCGCCCUGUCCCCCACCGCUCUGCUGCCCUCGCGCACCAAGAGCCCCGAGGUCAAGCUCCAGCCGGCGCUGUUGUCCCCGACCACGCGCUGCUGCCCGCAGAGCCCCCUGAGCCCCACCCUGCGGCCCUCGCAUCCGUCCAGCGAAGAGGAGGCCGCCGUCAACUUCGACAGCCCCGCGGAAGGAGCCGCCCUGCCGAGCAUCAACAAGACCCGCGCGCGGCUAUCCUUUAAAAGGCGCCCGCCCACCAGACAGCACAGGAAGUCGGCUGGAGAGGAGGCGGAAGGCUCUGGGAGCGCUUCGUCCCCGUGUGAACUGGACACACCGAAAGAAAACGGGGACACGGACCAGGUUUUUGAAUACGAACAGCCGGCAAGCUUGAAAGAAGUUGAAGAGAAGGACAGGGACUGUGACACAGCCGAGGAUGGGGUUUCUCAAUGUGAGCCAGAGGACGGGGGGGAUCCGAGGAUGGAGCAGGAGGCCGAGCGAGCCCAGAACCUGGAGGCUUUGGAGGAGUCACAGCAGCCUUCAGGUGCUGGCCCUGCCCAGCAGAUAGAAGGCCACGUGGAGACAAAGGAGCAGGAGACGCCUCUGGAGGAGCUCCAAGAAGGACAUGGCAUGGCGUAAAGUUGGAACGAGUGUGUGCGUGUUCCUGUGUGUGCUUGUGUGUAUGUGUAGUUCUUUUACUGAGUACAUUAUUCAGUGCUUUGGUUAAGGUAACUUUAAAUACUCCACAGAAGAAGUUAGUCCGUUUUGGAUUGCUGGGUUCCUGCUCUUCUUUUGGGUCCAUUUGUCGUCCUCCCCUGGCCGUCUACAGAACAGGUCGAUAAGCACUGGAGACUCAGGAGAUGCUGCGUUGACAAAAUGCAGAAUAUUAUUAAACUUCAUUUAUUUAGCCGGUAGAUCAGAUCUAUUCUCAUUUCAAAUCUCUAUCACUUUAUGUUAAAAACUAUGUACUUUGCUUAUCUAGCUGGCUCGUUUGAUAUAUUUCUGUCUAACUCUGUGUUGGUUUUGCUUCAUUUUGUACACUGCAAAAUUUGCAAAGCGUGGCUUCAAUCCUCAGCAAUUAUGCACAGAAAUGUUAAGUCAAUAAAAAUUUUCCUUCUUCUUUAAGAAAACAGUUGA